AUGCCUGACCCUGAGGGAGGUUCAGCCGCUGCAGAUUCAAGUGUUCCAUCAGGUGCUGCUGCCUCAGCUUCCUCAGCUGCUCUAGAUGUUUCAACCCUUGUUGAAAAGGCAAUAUCAGUGCUGCCAUCAGAUCUUGCUACCCAAGUUCAAGAUCCCAAGAGAAAGGCUCGAUCUCAAGACCUAGAAUGGAAGUAUGGGUUGUGGCCAGAUCCUAUGAAGAAGGAUUUUGUGCAGAAUAAGAAGGUUCUGCAGCACCUUGUUGGAGGUUAUGUGAAUGUAGAAAAGUGCCCAAAAGCACCUGAACUAGUUAGGGAAGAGAUGCAUGAUUACCUGAAGAAGAACACAAGGACUGUAUUGAAGAAGAACAUAAGGACUGUAUUGAAGAAGAACACAAGGACUGUAUUUGUGCAAGUGGCCAAAGAUGGUGAACAAGAACAAGAUGCAAAGAAGAGAGUGAAGCACUACACAGAAAAAGACCAGGAGGCCAAACAGGUUGUUGAUGACCAUGUUGCUGAUUUCUUCUAUGAAAAUGCCAUACCUCUCAACGUCAUUAACUCGAGAAGCUGGGAGAUUAUGCUUGAGUCCAUUGGGCAAUAUGGUUCUGGUUACCACUCACCAACAUACCGUGAGAUUAGGGAACCUUUGCUUGAAAGGGUUGUCAACAGGACUUUAGAACUGAGGAAGAAGCAUGAGGAAGCUUGGAAAGAAUAUGGUUGCACACUCAUGUCAGAUGGUUGGACUGAUACUAGUCAUCGCCACCUCAUCAGAUUUCUUGCCAAUAGUCCAGCAGGGACCUUUUUUGUGGGAUCAGUGGAUGCUACAUGUGAGAUGGCAGAUGCACAGAUGUUAGCAGAUUUGUUGGAAAAGCAAGUUGACAAGAUUGGGAAGGAAUAUGUGGUGCAGGUUGUCACUGACAAUGGGGUCAAUUUCAAGGCAGCAGGAAGGAUCCUAAUGGAGAGGAUCCCACAUUUGUUUUGGACACCUUGUGCUGCCCAUUGCUUGAAUUUGAUGUUGCAGGACAUUGGAGAAAUAAAGGAUUUCUAUACUGCCAUCAAUGAGGCAAAGAAAACAGAAAUUAGGUGCAGAUCUUGUAAGGCUAGCUGUGACCGCUUUGCUACUUCGUACCUCACAUUGGCAAGCAUGUAUAAGCACAAGAAUGGUCUGAGAAACUUAUUUGUUAGUGAUGAAUGGCAUGCUAACAACUUGUCUACUACUUUUGAAGGCAAACAAGCUGAAAAUAUUAUCCUUUCAAUGCCAUUUUGGACCAGAGUGGAAAAUUGCCUAAGAGCUUCUCAACCACUUCUCAUUGCUCUAAGGAUAGCAGGCAGAGAUGAGACACCCGUAGUUCCUGAGAUUAUGAUAGCCAUGGAUGUUGCAAAGAGCUCCAUCAAAGAUGCUUUAAAAGAGAAUCCAGAUUUACUUAAAGAGGUAAUGGUGUGCUAUGAGAAGAGGUGGGAAAACCAAAUGGAGCAACAGCUAUAUGGGGCAGCUCUGUUCUUGAACCCAUCCAAUUUUUUUACCAUAAGGGAAAAGGACAAGAGACAAGCUGCAAGGCUAAGGUCCAUGUUCAACGAUGUUUUAUGGAAGAUGGUCCACAACAGAAAGAGAAACAAAUUGGAGUAUAAGAGGUUAACUAAAUUAGUAUAUGUUAGCUACAACCGAAAGAUGUCAAAUAAGUUUAAAAAAACUAGAGAGCUUGGCUCCAAAGGAAAGAUAUGCAACCCCCUCUUGCUUGAAGAAUUUGAAUGGGAAAAUGAAUGGGUGGAUGAAAAUUGUGAGUCGGUUCAUGCAGCUCAUGGUAAUGAGUUGACUUGGGCUAAUGUGCAUGAAACUAUUGGGGCAACUGAGAGCCUACGAGGUCAUAACUUGCCUAGGGCUGCUGCUGCUCGUGCAGCAGCCUCUGUCAGCCAGACUUAUGCUAGGAGGCGGCUCCAGACAUCACUGAAGAAGAUGACAGUGACCAUGAUAGGAGAGAUGUAG
Molecule: messenger RNA, 1980 nt
Organism: Miscanthus lutarioriparius
Lineage: Eukaryota; Viridiplantae; Streptophyta; Magnoliopsida; Poales; Poaceae
Source: the annotation of a GenBank genome assembly